Molecule: messenger RNA, 1245 nt
Organism: Selaginella moellendorffii
Lineage: Eukaryota; Viridiplantae; Streptophyta; Lycopodiopsida; Selaginellales; Selaginellaceae
Product: D-cysteine desulfhydrase 2, mitochondrial
Exons: 6
Coding region: 1-1245 (414 amino acids)
Molecular function (GO): D-cysteine desulfhydrase activity
Source: RefSeq, a predicted model, not a curated record
AUGGUGUACCAAAAAUCGCAGUCAUACCUGCUCACAGUUGCUCUUAUGCCUGGAGGUGGCCUUAAACUCAGGCGGCCCAUUCCAAUGUAUGGUAACUUUGUGGACUUGGUUCACUGGCAUAAUUGUAUCACUUCCUUGGCGUCCCUUGAAACCGGGCCAAGGCUCAUUAGGGCUUUAGAAUUCUGGACAUGUCUUCUCUGGACGCAUUGCUGCAAAGAGGAGUGUCUGGAAACGCCUUGCAGCAGAAUUGACACUGUUGGGUUUGCUUUGAAAGGUUGUGAGUGCAGCUUUCAAAACUUGAGCAAGUUUGAUUUCUGCAAAAAUGUGACAAGCAAGACGGAGAAGGAGCCGCGCAAGUUCCGUGUGAUUCGAGACGACUUGCUGCACCCGACGCUCGGUGGAAACAAAAUCAGAAAGCUCGACGCUGUGGUCCCGUUCCUCAAGGACGAGGAAAUCACUGAUGUGGUGACUUGUGGAGGCUGUCAUGCUGCUGCUGUAGCUCAGCUGUGGCGUGUGCUUAGCAUGGGUCAUUUGCUGCUACGAGGUGAAAAACUUGAAGUCACGACUGGAUAUAACUUGAUAUCGGAGGUUUAUGGAAACGUGGUGUAUGUUCCAAGAACCGAGUAUGCCGAUCGACAAAAAAUGUUAAGCUCGCAUAUGGAACGUGUUGCUUGUUCUGAAGAACCAGUUCUUUGGUUGAAUGGCAACUCUAUCACCAGAGAAACAAUCACUCCUUCAGAAAAUUCUAAAUUGCUUGAACCCGGAAGAGGAAGAAGAAAAUGGGCCGUGCUUGGAGAAGGUGGUGCGAGUGGUCUAGCACUUCUCGGCUUUAUAAGACUUGUGAGAUGGCUAAGCGAAAAUGAAGUCUUCGAACGACAUGACAAGAUCAAAAUCGUGGUCGAUUCUGGCACUGGAACAUCCGCCAUUGGCCUGGCUCUAGGAAUCGCGUUGCUCGGCCUUCACCAGUGGGAGAUUGUUGGUGUAAUGCUCUCCGGUUCUCGCGACUACUACGAGAGACAAACGAAGAACCUUGUCACUGAUUUUCUUCAGCAGUUUCGCUGCGAUCAGUUGGCAGAGGCUUUGAGUUUACCUCUUGUUUGGGAGGAGAGGAAACGAGUACGCAGGUUUGAAAAGAUUUUUGGAGGGGAGAUCGGUGCUUGCAAGAGUAUAGCCCGACAAACUGGCAUUUUGCUAGACCCAAUUUACACGUCUUCCCUUUUUUCGCUUGGUUUUAAGAAAACCUAG